This is a messenger RNA of Chaetomium fimeti, 1320 nucleotides long. RefSeq lists its product as uncharacterized. The annotation marks the transcript as partial. NCBI's taxonomy places the organism in Eukaryota, Fungi, Ascomycota, Sordariomycetes, Sordariales, Chaetomiaceae. The record is from RefSeq and is a predicted model, not a curated record. The transcript has a single exon.
CUGGUGAGACUUUCCGGCGCCAACAAAAACGCUUUGCUCUCCGAAGCCGCUCAAGCCGUGUACCGCGACGAGAGCCAAGCUCGGGCAACUACCAUUCUCUCCCGGCUGAGGGACUUGAACCCGGAACUCGCACAACAAUUCCACCCCAAGCGAGAUGCGUUUUCCAACCUCAAUCUCCGGAUGAUCUCCUUCCAACCACCCAAGUCCCGGCCAUACAACGAUGGUGUCCCCUCUUUCAUCGCAGUCAGUUACUGCUGGCACUCUGACCAGUGGCCUCUGGCCCCCGCCGCAACACCAAUUUUGGUAGGCUGGGACAUUUCGGAGCCCAUGAUGAACGCCGUCCUGGAACUGCGCGAAACCGCCGACGAGGGCGUACAUGUUUGGCUCGACAAGUUGUGCAUCAAUCAAAGCGACCACGCAGACAUCACGGCGCAUCUUGGAGUGAUGGACACCAUCUAUCGCUCUGCUCGUCGGGUCGCAAUCCUCUUGGAAGACGUACAACUCAAGAAAGACGAGGAGGCGGUUGGCUUGGCCUUUGUAGGGUUUUACCAGGACCUCAUCCAAGAUGUUAUGGACCUCGGCUUGGAAGGCGAGGAGAAGCGCCACUUCGUCAGUCAAUACUUUCCUCGUCGAUCACAAGAACUUGAUGCCGGUACGCUGGCAGCGGUAAAGCCCUUCGUGAUGAAAUUGCUCGGGGCGCGUUGGUAUAGCCGAGCCUGGUGCGCCCAUGAGUCUCGCAUGAUGAAGCACCAGAAAGUCAACAAUCCCUUGCUACUGUGCUUCGGCUCAGACGGCCGAGUCCUGUCGUUCGAAUUUCGUUUUAUCCAUUAUCUAGGGUACUACCUGCAAAGCACAGAGCCGCUCGACCCGCUCUCUUCGUCUCAAUUCCAGGGGCGGCUCAAUAACCCAAACCCGACGAGCUUGCGGCAGCUAUGGUGGAGAGCUAACAGGCUGUUGCCCGAUACAAACCUGGAUGCGACGACCAUGCAACACCUCGUUAACGUGCUGUCGACGAACUGUUUCAAGAAAGGGGAUCUCAUGUCAAUCGCCUUGAACACGGCGAGCAUACCGCUGUAUUACGCGGGGGAAGAUAUUCAGUCCGUGGAAGAAGUGAUUUGGAAGUUCUCGACUCUGGUGCUCGCCGCAGGGGACUUAUCUCCUCUUGUCGCCGUCGGGGAGAAGCUCAGAUUCACUACUAACAGUGGAAGAGACAUCAUAUCUUGGGCAAUCAAACCUGACCGAGGUGUGUUGGACAACGAGGUCGCAAACCCACUCCCAGAAUCCAUCACCGCCAUCACGCGGGAGUACAUAGAGCUGGAU